GAGGAGGAGAAUCAGCUCACUCAUAACAGGAAAUUAGUGUGUGGUAUAAAUGCAGCCUGAACUUCUUGUGCAACUGGAGAGAUUCUUUUACGAACAUUCAACAUGGUCAGCCGUGUGGAGCAUCCUGCUGCUGGCUACAGGAAGCUCUUUGAGACAGUGGAGGAGCUGAAUGAACCAAUUCAGGCCAAAAUCACAGGCCUUCUGCCAACAUGGCUGGGCGGCAGUCUUCUCAGGAUGGGACCAGGUCUUUUCGAGGUCGGGGACCAACCUUUCAACCACCUGUUUGACGGACAGGCUCUCGUGCACAAAUUUGACCUGAAGAACGGUCAUGUAACCUACUACCGCAAGUUCUUAAAAUCAGACGCCUAUGUCCGUGCAAUGACUGAGAACAGAGUGGUCAUCACGGAGUUUGGAACAGCGAUGUACCCUGACCCCUGCAAAAAUAUCUUCUCCAGGUUUUUCUCCUACUUCAGGGGCAUUGAGGUGACUGAUAACUGCGUUGUUAACAUCUAUCCAGUUGGGGAAGACUUCUACGCCGUCACAGAGACGAAUUACAUCACCAAGGUUGAUCCUGACUCGCUGGAGACUUUAAAGAAGGUAGACCUGUGCGAGUACCUGUCAGUCAAUGGGGUAACAGCUCACCCUCACUUUGAUGCAGAUGGUACAAUCUACAACAUUGGCAACUGUUUUGGCAAGAGCAUGAGUCUCGCUUAUAACAUUGUAAGGAUCCCACCUGCACAAAAAGACAAUUCAGACCCCUUAGAGAAAUCCCAGGUCAUUGUCCAACUCCCAAGCAGUGAGAGGUUAAAACCCUCCUACAUCCACAGUUUUGGCUUGACUGACAACUACUUCGUGUUUGUGGAGCAGCCAGUCAAAAUCAACCUGCUAAAGUUUCUGUCCGAUUGGAGUUUCAGAAGAGUCACUUACAUGGACUGCUUUGAAUCCAACGAGAGCAUGGGGACAUGGUUUCACCUGGCCACUAAGGACCCAGCAACAUAUCUCAGCAACUACAAGUUCCGAACAUCAGCUUUCAAUAUCUUCCAUCAUAUUAACGCUUAUGAAGACCAGGGGUUUAUCGUUGUUGACCUCUGUGUGUGGAAAAGCCAUGACUUUGUGUAUAACUACCUGUACCUGGCAAAUCUGAGGGGGGAGUGGGAGGAGGUUAAGAAAGCAGCCAUGAGAGCACCUCAGCCUGAGGUUAGAAGAUAUGUACUGCCAUUGGAUAUAUACAGCGAGGACCAAGGAAAGAAUCUGGUUUCCCUGCCAUACACGACAGCAACUGCUGCUCUUCGUAGUGAUGGAACUGUCUGGUUGGAACCUGAAGUCCUCUUCUCAAAACCAAGAGCAGCCUUUGAGUUUCCACAGAUCAACUACUCUCUGUGUCGUGGCAAGAAGUACUCCUACACAUAUGGUCUUGGACUCAACCAUUUCAUCCCUGAUAAGAUUGUCAAGUUGAACGUGCAGACCAAAGAGACAUGGGUCUGGCAGGAGGAAGAGUGUUAUCCAUCAGAACCACUAUUUGUACCAGCACCAGGAGCUACACAGGAGGACGAUGGUGUGUUGUUGAGCAUUGUAGUGAAGCCAGGAGCAGAGAGGCCGGGCUUCUUGCUGGUUUUGGAUGCUGCCAAACUGACAGAGAUUGCCAGGGCAGAGGUUGACAGCAUCUUUCCUGUGACUUUUCACGGCUACUACAAGCCAUAA
Nerophis lumbriciformis (worm pipefish) is the source of this 1701-nucleotide messenger RNA. NCBI's taxonomy places the organism in Eukaryota, Metazoa, Chordata, Actinopteri, Syngnathiformes, Syngnathidae. The record is from RefSeq and is a predicted model, not a curated record.